Messenger RNA from Alternaria rosae, 1209 nucleotides. RefSeq lists its product as uncharacterized. Gene Ontology annotation, molecular function: metallopeptidase activity. Bases 1 to 1209 code for a protein of 402 amino acids. The transcript has a single exon. NCBI's taxonomy places the organism in Eukaryota, Fungi, Ascomycota, Dothideomycetes, Pleosporales, Pleosporaceae. The record is from RefSeq and is a predicted model, not a curated record.
AUGUAUCUAUAUCCCGUUCUUAUCUUCUUGCUUGCCAGCACCGAAGGAGUUCUUGGUGGCAGCAGGUUUUGGGAGGCCAAAGCACCGAACAAACGCACAAACACUCGCCCUGACUACUCAGCCAUCGAAACCCUCAACGCGACAUCAACGCUCAGCAAGCGGGCUUUCUCCAUCGAGAGCCUGCCAGGCCAAGCAAAUGUGCCGCGCAUCUGGCCAAAAAAGACAAUCAGAUUCUGUUUCGAGGAGAGCAAUGAUGAAAAUCUCGAAAAGCUCAAAGGUCUCUGGCACUUGGCCAAAGAAGGGUGGGCUCAGCUUGACAGACAUGGCUUCAAGUAUGAGGAGGUCUCAAACAGCGACUGCGAGUCCGAGUCCAAGCGCGACUCCGUGAUGCACAUACUCUACAACGAUUACGGCAGGCUUUCCACGACGAUAGGCAUUCCGGUAGUCGAUGCACAGGAGAUCGCGGACAACCCCGGGACAGCCGUCCGUGGGCCGAUAAUGCGUCUCUCCGGCAAAGAAGGUGUCGGUCAAGACAAUGUCGCUGCCAAUGUUGCCCAUGAAUUAGGUCACGCCUGGGGCCUUGCCCACGAGCACCAGAAUCCGUAUUACUGGGAAGUAACCGACCUUUUCGGGCCCUCUUGGAACAUUCCUCAGGCCAAAGACGAGACCAAAAAGUACUUUGAGACCGGCGACUUCAAGUGUGAAAACCUCGAAGACCAUUUGAAGAUUCACAAAUCAGUGCAGGUCCUGAUUGAUACGGCAGCAGACGAGGACGAGCGGGGUGUCCUGCAGGAGGAGUUCGACAAUCUUUGCAUUUUGCGCACCGUUGCCAGCAAAUACGGUUUUAGUGCUGCUGAUUGGCUUCCCGUUGACAGCACUGCCAACAUGGUCCGAGACGCGAAGUUUGACCCAGAUUCGCUCAUGUUGUAUCCUUCGCGUGCUGGUGGCGGCGACAAUGGCGACGCUCGACGCAUCAUCAUGACCUACAAGGAAGACUCUGAGAUACCAGAUCGACUCAUUCCGAACCGAAUCCGCCCCAGCAAUAUGGACAUCGAACGUCUAGUCUCGCUCUACGGAGACCCCGCGCCUUCCACCCUGGAGGUACCGCACAAUUCGGGAUCGAGCGGAUUCUAUAACAGGCUUAAGAAGGUGAAGAGCAGUGGAAAAAUGUCCCGCGCCGGCGAUACCAAGGACGGUACCUGUGGGUGA